UGUCAGGGAAGGUGUGCAUAAAGAAGGUGCUUCUUAGUAAUUGUCUGCAGGAACUGAUGGAAUUGCACCAGGAAAGUGAGGAAGAGGUUACGGAUACUGAACAAGCUGAGAACUGGUUUUCUUUGACCUCUGCCCAAAGAAUAUGUGAGAUGUUUCUUGCUCUGGAUAAAGAUAUUAAUGGGACAUUGAGCAAGCAGGAGCUUCGAGAAUAUGCUGAUGGCACAUUGACUGAAAUAUUUAUUGAGCGAGGUGAGACAAUAAAGUUUUGUUCUCGCUUUUUCCUUCUCUUCACACAGUCAAAAAGUUAGUAGUUGUACUUUUUA
Messenger RNA from Amborella trichopoda, 323 nucleotides. Lineage: Eukaryota; Viridiplantae; Streptophyta; Magnoliopsida; Amborellales; Amborellaceae. The record is from RefSeq and is a predicted model, not a curated record.